Messenger RNA from Anguilla rostrata (American eel), 2693 nucleotides. It is a transcript of the gene sts, whose product is annotated as steroid sulfatase (microsomal), isozyme S. The transcript is spliced from 10 exons. The record is from RefSeq and is a predicted model, not a curated record. Gene Ontology annotation, molecular function: arylsulfatase activity. Lineage: Eukaryota; Metazoa; Chordata; Actinopteri; Anguilliformes; Anguillidae. The coding region runs from base 301 to 2028 and encodes 575 amino acids.
CAGUCCUAGUCGAAUGGCCAAAGUAGAAAAACGUUACUGACACUAAUUCACAAAUUAUGCAAUAUCCAGGAGUAUUUGCAAAUAUUUGGUCGGGAAUAAGUUACAAAGUAGGCUAAUGAUUACUUAAUUUAAUAACCGAGCCAAACUCGAACUGCAAGAUAUUUCUACCGCUGCCCUGUAACGCUAUUGGACUGCUGCAGCCCAGUUGUGAUCACAUGGCAUCUUCCAUAAACAUACUUCCUGGUUUCUCUAACUAGAGGUGAAUAGUUCAGAAAUGUUUCGAGUGUUUUAGUACAGAAAAUGAAGUGUGCAUGGAUCCUGCUGCUGGGUCAGAUAUUUGUGGGGGCUUGGAGUUUAUCCAGAGAGGGAAAAGGGCCCAACUUUGUUCUCAUGAUGGUGGAUGACCUGGGAAUUGGAGACUUAGGAUGCUAUGGGAACACAACUCUAAAGACACCUAACAUUGACCGGUUGGCCCAGGAGGGGGUGAAGCUGACCCAGCACAUCGCCGCUGCACCCCUGUGUACCCCGAGCAGAGCUGCCUUCCUUACCGGGCGCUAUGCUAUCAGAUCAGGCAUGGCCAGCCAUGGGACUGUGGGCGUGUACAUCGUGUCGGCUGCAUCCGGGGGUCUCCCGACGCAGGAAGUUACAUUCGCUCAACUUGCGAACCAGCAAGGCUAUGCCACAUCCCUCAUAGGCAAGUGGCACCUGGGCCUGAACUGUGAACGAAGCGAUGACUUCUGCCACCAUCCCAACCACCAUGGCUUUGACCACUUCUACGGCAUCACCGUCACCAACCUGCGGGACUGCCAGCCCGGCCACGGCUCCGUCCUGUACCAGGUCUCCCAGCACAUCCCCUAUGGUAGCAUUGCAGUCGCCGCGGCGACCGCAGCCAUCCUGCAUGCCCUGGGGGUCAUUUCGGUGACUCGGAAGAUGCUGCUGUACUUGCCCCUGCUUGCAGCUGUGUCCCUGGCUCUCUUUGCUGCUGUUGUUUUCAUGUUCCCGUAUGUAAACUGCUUCCUAAUGAGGAACCAGGAGAUCGUGGAGCAGCCCUUUUUAUCUGAAAACCUAACCCAAAGGAUGACUCGCGAAGCUGUACAGUUUUUGCAGAGGAACUCGGAGAGACCAUUCCUGCUGUUCUUCUCCUUCGUCCAAGUGCACACGGCACUCUUUGCAUCUGCAGACUUCCGGGGCAGGAGCCGACAUGGUCUCUAUGGCGACGCGGUGGAGGAAGUGGACUGGAGUGUGGGAAAGCUGAUGGAGACCUUGGACUCUCUGGGCCUCAGUGAGAACACUGUGGUCUACCUAACCUCUGAUCACGGAGCACACCUGGAGGAGAUCUCCAUCAAAGGGGAAGUGCACAGGGGCUGGAACGGCAUCUACAAAGCUGGGAAAUCCACCAACUGGGAGGGAGGGAUUAGGGUUCCAGGAAUCCUUCGAUGGAGUGGUGUGUUACCUGGUAACAAGAGCAUCGAUGAACCCACUAGCAAUAUGGACAUAUUCCCUACUGUUGCAAAGUUGUCAGGAGCAGUAAUACCUGAAGACAGGGAGAUUGACGGGCAUGACCUCAUGCCCCUCCUGCUGGGAGAAGUUGAGCGUUCUGAGCACGAGUUUCUCUUCCACUACUGCAACGCCUAUCUGAACGCUGUGAGGUGGCGACCUCCAAACAGUACUUCCAUAUGGAAGGCCUUUUUCUUCACUCCGGAUUUUUCCCCGGAAAAUUCAACGACCUGUUUCCGAACGCACGUGUGUUUUUGCACGGGGGAGUACGUGACGUACCAUGACCCUCCCUUGCUGUUCGACCUGUCGAGAGACCCGUCGGAGGCCACGCCCGUGACUGCGCGGGAUGAGCCGGACUUCCACGCCAUCCUGGAUGCCAUGCGUGAGGCGGCGAGCCGCCACGCCCGCUCGCUGAGGCCCGUGCCCGACCAGAUGUCCCUGGGGAACAUGCUGUGGAAGCCCUGGCUGCAGCCGUGCUGUUCCACCCUAUCCCAGCUCUGCGCGUGCAACAGGGACGACUCCAACGGCUAGCCUGCCCCCACCUGCUCCAGAGCCACAGCCCUGCUUCAGCCAAAGGGGCUAAUGCCAUGCUGCAGCAUCUCUGUUUGUAUAGCUGCACUUCGCUCGCUGAUGAUAGACAUGUUGGGCCUCGUUCGCGAAACAUGUCUGCGAUCACAUUUCAUCGUAAACUGUGCGUAAAAUGGGUUUUUAAUUUUUAAUUAUUUUUAUUUAUUUAUUUUAUUUUUUUGCAUAGGAUUACAAAUUAGUAGUUGCCUACUUUGGUCAGCUGGAUGGAAUAAGAGUAGUUUGGUAAAGCUCUGGCUAUUAAAUGAGUGAAUAAAAUCAAAUGCUUUUUUGUGAAAUAGGCUAAUUUACAAAACAGUCUCACAGUUCUGUGGCAUUCUGUGUCCAUGUGUAAAUUCAGCUUUUUCUCCAAGAUUCCAUGAUUCUGUCUGUGAUUUCCACAAAACUCAGUCCCAACUUGUGAAAGUUUGUAGUGCUGGAUUAGUAUGAUUGACAGCUAUGGGUGUGCAACAUGUACUUAGGAGAACCUCCCUAGAGUUAUUUGAUUGAUGGGCAUCCAGCCUUUGGAUUUUUGCAUUAUUCCACUUUCAUAUGCAAGCUAUAAAUGCCUGUGCUGGGAAUGUACUAUUAAGGCAAUUCAUUGAAACGUCAGUAAUAAAGUGCCAAAUGCA